This is a messenger RNA of Amoebophrya sp. A120, 424 nucleotides long. The record is from the annotation of a GenBank genome assembly. NCBI's taxonomy places the organism in Eukaryota, Dinophyceae, Syndiniales, Amoebophryaceae.
AUGGAACGCUCACCAAAGCGUACCCGCCUUGCGAUUGAAGAUGUUCAAUCUACGGAUCUAGGUACAGAUAUUCUUGCCCUUCAGGAUAAGGCGAAGGUCUUAGAAAUCCGAAUUAAAUACUACGAAGAAACUGCAAUUCCGGAACUACAGCGAAAGAUCGACGACCUAAAAGUAAAAAUUACCCAACCGCCAGAGCCAACAAGCAGAGGUCUUUUUGGCGGACUUUCCUCAUUUGUAAGUGCUGACUCGCCUAGCUCGCCAAGCCAAGUGCAUUACAAAUACGAUGAUUUGACGAGCAGAGAAACGAUCAACCGAUUAGAGUCUCUAGAACGAGGAAAAGAAGGUUUUCAAGAGUAUAAUCGGUACAAGACGUUCGCGUUGCAGUUCUUGUCGAUGGAUGAACUUCGAAAGUGCGCGUAAGUAU